UAGGAUCUACAUUACUAAGUCCAUCUACUCCAGUAGGUGGCGGUGUGCACCGCUAAGGCAGUAACCCGCCAUUGAGCUUAGGAGGAAGAUAAAGAGCUAAACACAGAGACUGACAGAGCAAAUGCAUAGUAGUAGGGAAGAGGAGAGUUACAGGAAUUCGCGUGUUCCGUAUUUUUGUCUUUGUCUCUGUCUCAGUAACGAUCUGGCCAGCUCUAAAUGCACUACUCUCUUUUUGCUGCUAUAGGCUAUAACUUGCUGGCUGGGUAUUUGACCGUCGAAGAGCCAUCUAGCUAGUUAUCUAGAUUUACCCGAUGCAGUGUGUUGUCCAGCUCAGUAAUGUUACUUGGUUUCGCACGAAAAGAUGGAUGAAAAGUCCAACAAUAGUCGGCUUCUGUUGGCCCUGUUGAUUGCGCUUUUGUUUGGUAUAAUAGUGUUACAGUAUGCGUGCCCUGGCACAGAUUGCAAAUUGCAGUUGCGUCUGAGUUCGCUGUCUAAAUUGGGUGAAACUACAUCAGGGACUCGUAGUGGAAGCAGUAAAGGAGAGGUUAGUGGACGGGACCCGUACAUUUCAGAAGACGGCACUCUCGCCCGAUUCGUGCCCCGUUUUAAUUUCACCACAAAUGACCUGAGGCGCACAGUUGAUUUCGAUAUUAAGGGCGAUGAUGUGAUUGUCUUUCUACAUAUCCAAAAGACCGGGGGUACCACAUUUGGUCGCCACCUAGUGCGCAAUAUUCAGCUGGAGAGGCCAUGUGAGUGUCCGGCUGGCCAGAAAAAGUGCACCUGUUACCGGCCAGGUAAGCGGGAGACCUGGUUGUUCUCGCGCUUUUCGACCGGUUGGAGCUGUGGGCUGCACGCGGACUGGACCGAACUCACCAGAUGCGUGCCGUCGCGCAUGGGCACAGCAGAGCAUAACAAGACGCAGAAGGUUCCCAGGACGUACCAUUACAUCAGCAUCCUGCGGGACCCGGUGUGGCGCUACCUGAGCGAGUGGCGGCACGUGCAGCGCGGGGCCACCUGGAAGGCCGCGCGGCACGUGUGCGACGGGCGCUCCCCGACGCCGGCCGAGCUGCCCGCCUGUUACCCGGGCGACGACUGGUCCGGCUGCUCGCUGGAGGCCUUCAUGGACUGCCCCCACAACCUGGCCAACAACCGGCAGACGCGCAUGCUGGCCGACCUCAGCCUGGUGGGCUGCUACAACCUGUCGGCCACCAGCGAGCGGGAGCGCGGCGCCGCCCUGCUGGAGAGCGCCAAGCGCAACCUGCGGGGCCUGGCCUUCUUCGGCCUGACCGAGUUCCAGCGCGGGACGCAGUACCUGUUCGAGCGCGCCUUCCGGCUCCGCUUCGUCCGGCCCUUCGCCCAGCUGGGCGGCACGCGGGUGGCCGGCGCGGGGGCGGGGCCCGAGGCGCGGCGGCGCAUCCUGGAGCUCAACCGCUGGGACGCGGAGCUGUACGAGUACGCCCGCGACCUCUUCCUGCAGCGCUACCGCCUCGCCCGCCAGCGGGAGCGCGGACGGGCACGCCGCCGCCGCCGCCGGCACGAGAGCCGGAGGACGCGCGGCGGGGAGCAGCGGAGGGCGCGGCCGCAGAGACCCCCGAGGCCGGAGCCGCACCCCCCUCCUGCUCCGGUCCAGUGGGAGGAGGGGUGGGGAGAAGGGGAGGAGGGCCAAAGGCAGGGUCCUUUUCGGGACUACUUGGAGAAUGUGGAGCGUUGGCGGUAACCAGUGAGGCAUUGUGGGAGUGUUGGGGAGCACAAGGUGAAUGGGAUAAACUCAAGCUGAUUGGUUCGGUUCCUCAGCUUGAUUUGCCCCAUUUCACCAAGCACUUCCUCCAAUCUCCCCAAUACCUACUUUAGUGAUGUCACUGAGACUUUUAGGCCAGUUUUUAACACUGAUUAUUUAUUAGAAUAAUCAUUACUGUGACUGUGAGGAAUUUCUUUUACAUUUUUUAAAAUACUAAAUACAAAUAUGAAACUUUAUUAUUGACACAGUGGAAAUUUUCCUUUUGGUUUCACCAUAAAAAGACAGUAGAAACAUGGCAGAAUAAUGCUUAAUCUCUACAUAGACUUGAUGAAUAUAAACACUGAAAUUGAGGAAUUUGAUUCUUCAUUUUGUCCAUUGUUACUUUUUGUACAUCUAGUUCUUACCUCAUUCACAUUCCUGAAAGUAGUUUUUUAGUCGCGUUAAAUGAUGAAAGCGCUUAAGUUGUGAUGGUCUGUGUGGUUUUUUUUUUCACUCUUGCAGUGACUGUUGUUUUAUGCGGUUGGGAGCUGAUGUCAGAUCAGCACAGCUUUUAUGAAACCCCUGACAUAUUGAAAUGCUAUCCAGUAUUCAGUCAUUUAAUGUUUGGAUUUGUGGGCCUGCAGCACUUACAAUGGUGUUGAUUUAGGCAGAAUAUAAAAGGCAUUGGUGUAAUGAACUAAAAAUGAAAUGGAAAACCAAGUGCGUUUAUCCAGCUGAGGAACUUGCUUUAAGUGCAAUGGUGCACCCCAUAGCUGGGAUGCAUCCAGACUUUUCCAUUGCCAACUGCUGGUACGGGCACUGUGAAAUGGUGCGUGAUUGGCUGUAGCAUAGCUUCAUUGGCAGAGUAUCCCCUAAUCGCAAAAUAACACCGUUGCAGAAACUGCAGUUCAGCUGGUGAUUUGGCAACUGGUCACACUUUCUUCAGAGGACACCCAUUGCCUGUGGGCGCCCUCCCAAAUUGUUGGAGGACACUGCGGUGAUUGGAGAUUCUGCUUUUGCCCCCUUUUUCUGGCCAAUUUAGAUACCCAGUCAUGCUCACGCGGAAACCCUCACCAAAACCUUCAUUGUAGAUUUGGGAGCUUGCAGAUAAGCACAUGCCCUCCUCUACAGUGAGUGAUGUUAGCCUCCACCUCUUAUAACACAGCUGCUGCUUGCUGUCUCACAGACAUAAGUCAGAGGAAAACCCUUCAUGUGCAGCUGACCUGAUUUUAAUUGUGAGUGCCCAAUUGACCAGUGGAGGUUGAUGGUGUGUGAUUAGAGGCAAUGCUAGACCCUUUUGUGCUUCUCUUCACCCUACAGAACUUCUGGCUAGUGUUGGCUCUAUCACAGUACUGAUUCAGUACAGACCGCACUCAAUUUUUUAAAUGCAUGAAAACAAAUAAACUGAAUAGAGGCAGCCAUGAAUAUGCAGGCCUUAUUCACAGAUAGCCCAAGCACAAACCAAAAAAACUGUUUUGUGUAUUAUUUUAUGUAGGUAAACAGACCUCUGUGCUUUAUCCAAAAAUGACUUUAGGACCACUUUUCCUUCCAUGCUGUCAUUGCAUCUUUGUGGACUGAAAAGUAUGGAGGUCUAGUCCGUAUUGUAAGGACUAAAGGGAAAGAGAUGCUUUGCUGGCUUCUGGGUUGUUUGUUCUCUUUUUAUCAUGUUGACUCCUAACCGUUUCAGAAAAGGAUUUGUGAGUCAUGUCUGCCCAGGUCAAUCGUAUACAAUAAUAGAAUGGUACAUGGUCCCCAAGAACCACCUGUCCUGGUUAAUUUGGUACUUUCUGUUAAGAAAAUUCAGCUCUGAAUCCCAGGCAGCAAAGUUCUAUUCCUGAAGUCAAUUAGGGAUCCAGCCUAGUUUCUGUAAAUGUAGGUUUUUUCUGGUAUAUCACAAUUGCAUUAUUCUGAGUCUGAUUUAUGUUAAUUACAUUUCUCAUAUCUUAACGUUUUUCUGCUUUCUAAGAUAUUAUUUGCACGCAACUCUUUAGCCCUGACUUUGAUCUGUCCCAGUGUAAUUACAUCUUGAACAUUUGGUUCAUUUGAUUUAUAACUAAUUGCUGCUUUUAGUUGUUAGUUAUUUAUUAUGCAGUGAUUCUCCUUUUGCCUGAUUUUUUCCCCUGAAUUCUCUAGAAAUAGUUCUCAGAUUAAUUUUUUUAAAAAUUCUUCCUCAGAUUUAAGCACUCCCACGUUUGGUAUUUAGUCUUUGGAUUAAACUGGUGAAAUAACUUCUGGAUGAAUGAUGUGAAUACUGUUCUCUUAAGCUGAAUUUUUAUUUUAUGUACGAAUUAUUUUGAAGUUUUUUUGAUCCUACCAAGCUGUUACUGGGUGUAUAUGUGUGUGUGUGAGAGAGAUUAAGAAUGUUUUAGUAAGACAUGUCAUGUCUGAACAGAUAUUGGAAGGGCGUGUGUCUUUCUGUCUGCUACAGUUUCACUUUCUACCUUUUUAUUUUGGUGCUUGUAUGGUAAGGUGUGACACGUGUUAUUUAUUAAUCUGUAAAUAUUUAGGGUAUUUGUUCUUGUGAGAUUGUUGAAGAUAUUUUUGAAGUUAAAACUAUUGGCAUUGAUGAACUUGAAAAAAACAAGUGUCUUGAGUAUUUCUCUCACACUUAGAUCUCCUUUCCUUCCCCAGCACUUUUCCGACCCAUUUCAGGGCAUUUUUCCAAAUGUAUGCCACAAAAAUCAACAAUGGCCUAAAUGGAUAUCUAUUUACAAAAUUGUUUCAAAUUAUUUACAGGAAAUGGUUAGUCCGUGCAAGUACCAUACACCAAUUAUCAAUCACUAUCACACGAUCACACAGUCAUACUCCUACAACCUCACUGUAGAUGAUGGUACAGACUUGUUUAUUGGUAAUGUGUUCUAGAGCUACAGUGUGUGGGUUGGUGUGGUCGGCAAUGUACAAUGCAUUCCUUAAGGGGGCAACAGCGUGCAAACCGGUAACUGGAGUUGUGUACAUUCAGUGGCAAGCAUGAGUCACCCGUGUCUCCAGUAGGUGGCGAUAACUACAUUAAUGUUCACUCUUCCUUCAGAAUUCAAACCAUGAUCCUUUUCCUUAGAUUUCAUUGUAUGUGUGUAAGUCGAGAAGAUACGAUAUAUGAGUGUCUUCCCAUUUAACAGAUACUGUAAAAGCAAGUGAUUACUAGGCCUGUGCAAAAUUCAUCCUAUUUCUCUGCAGAGAUAUAAUCACAGGCAUCUUAGGAAGAUCUAACUCUAUUCUUCAAAAGCUGGCAAAAAGUUACAUUUUCUUUGAUGUUGUGGUAAAUAUGAUGUAUGUCUUUU
Molecule: messenger RNA, 4995 nt
Organism: Anguilla rostrata (American eel)
Lineage: Eukaryota; Metazoa; Chordata; Actinopteri; Anguilliformes; Anguillidae
Product: heparan-sulfate 6-O-sulfotransferase 2-like
Exons: 2
Coding region: 362-1717 (451 amino acids)
Cellular component (GO): membrane
Molecular function (GO): heparan sulfate 6-sulfotransferase activity
Source: RefSeq, a predicted model, not a curated record